ACCUGGGUAAACUGGUUACCAGAAUGCAAUUGGAAAGAUCCGAAGUGGCCUUUUUUAUUUACACCAACGGCAACACUCUCAGAUCGAACCUGACGCAGAGAUUCUCCAUUACUGACCAGGACCUUCACAACAUGAACACAUGGCCACUGGUGUCCGUACCUAGAGAUGAGAGCAAGACACAGACGUACGACGUAGUGAGCAAGGAGGCCUUUCAGGCACGCUUGGAAGAUUUCAGACAGAAGAUAAGUUCAGAGGAGAGCAGCAUCACUGAGGUAAUGGCAUGGUACACGAGCGUGAACGCCGCUAUGUUGGACCAUUUGACUAAUCAGAUCAAGGAAACGGACAAUAGCGGUGUAUGGAGAUAUCUGAUAGCCUUUAAGAAUCUCUUGCGAAGUAUUGAGAGUCUCGGUAUCGCAUCUGUGGAAGGGAUUAAUUACUUUGGUCGCGGUAUUCUCAUCGGCGACAAUUACAUCAGUUACGUUCGCCAGGAGGCACUCGGACGCGAUCUUCUGAACGCCGCCCUAACAUACGUGCCUUCUCUCAGGAAGCUUUACGAUGAACUCACAGUUACCAUGCCUGACUACGAUCGGCUCAAAGCAAGACGGGACGAAAUCUUGCGAAAUCAAAAGAGAGAACCGAGCGUGGAGGAUGCGAUUGCAUACUUUGACGAGAUGGCUACUUACAUUGAUGAGCUGCGUAAGCUGCAGCGGGAAUUGCGUCAUAUGAUAAGGGAAUAUGUCAAUUCAACAUUGCAAGACGCGAGCAACAAGGAAGUCGCGGGGAUCGCUAUCGUUGUUCUAGUGUUAGUUGUGUCGCCCAUCAUCAUCAUACUGAUGCGUAAUGCCGUCGCUACUAUUCAGAUGUACGCCGCAAAUUUGGCACAAAAAGCACGUGAACUCAAACGCGAAAAAAGAAAAAGCGACACAUUACUUUUUCAAAUGCUUCCACCUAGUGUCGCUCAGCAACUCAAACAGACUCAGCAGGUGCCAGCAGAAUAUUAUGAAGCGGUGACGGUCUACUUCAGCGAUAUAGUUGGUUUUACGGAGAUCGCCGCGGAAAACACGCCUCUUGAGGUUGUAACAUUCCUCAACUCGAUCUACAAGCUAUUCGACGCGCGCAUCGAGUGUUACGAUGUGUACAAAGUGGAGACCAUUGGAGACUCUUAUAUGGUCGCUUCCGGAUUACCUGUUAGAAAUGGAGAUAAACAUGUGUCGGAGAUCGCUACGAUGGCGUUGGAUCUGUUAGCAGCUUCGUCCGUCUUUCAAGUGCCCAAACGUCCCGGCGAACGACUUCAGAUACGAAGCGGAGCUCACACCGGACCCGUCGUGGCGGGUAUCGUAGGCAGCAAGAUGCCUCGUUAUUGUCUCUUUGGAGAUACCGUGAAUACCGCGAGUCGCAUGGAGUCGACCGGCGAAGCUCUGCGUAUUCACAUCAGCUUAGAGAUGAAGAAGGCGCUCGAUGCGGUGGGCGGUUUUAAGAUCGAGCAUCGUGGUCUUGUCGACGUGAAGGGCAAAGGUCUCAUGGAUACUUAUUGGUUGGAAUGCAAAGACGGUGGCAUUGCACGCGCUGCCGAGCUGGACCUGCCGUCUUUCUUUGAAGAUGUACGACCGGUCUUCAUGCGUCGUCUACGUGAAGAGGGCACCCUCUGAUGUGAGCCGUAUU
This is a messenger RNA of Pseudomyrmex gracilis, 1662 nucleotides long. RefSeq names its product receptor-type guanylate cyclase daf-11. NCBI's taxonomy places the organism in Eukaryota, Metazoa, Arthropoda, Insecta, Hymenoptera, Formicidae. Gene Ontology annotation, molecular function: peptide receptor activity; guanylate cyclase activity. Gene Ontology annotation, biological process: intracellular signal transduction; receptor guanylyl cyclase signaling pathway; cGMP biosynthetic process. The coding region runs from base 24 to 1649 and encodes 541 amino acids. The record is from RefSeq and is a predicted model, not a curated record. The transcript has 12 exons.